Kazachstania africana CBS 2517 is the source of this 2763-nucleotide messenger RNA. RefSeq names its product Kap104p (gene KAP104). Gene Ontology annotation, cellular component: nucleus; cytoplasm. The coding region runs from base 1 to 2763 and encodes 920 amino acids. Gene Ontology annotation, molecular function: protein binding; nuclear import signal receptor activity. Lineage: Eukaryota; Fungi; Ascomycota; Saccharomycetes; Saccharomycetales; Saccharomycetaceae. Gene Ontology annotation, biological process: protein import into nucleus. The transcript has a single exon. The record is from RefSeq and is a predicted model, not a curated record.
AUGUCGACUCAAUCAUGGUCAGCAGAUCCUCAGUCAGUUAUGGAGCUGGUGGGAUUGCUCAAAAGCUCUAUUUCUCCAAACCAAAGCGAAAGAAUGACUUCAAUGGAGUCACUAAAAACUUUUGAAUUACAACCUGAAUUUCUAAACUACUUGUGUUAUAUUCUAAUUGAAGGAGAAACUGAUCAAAAUCUAACAUCCAACUUUUCGGCCAAUGAGUUAAGUACAUACCGUGCAAGUGCUGGUAUGCUUUUGAAAAAUACGUUGUUAAAUCAACAAUCUUUAUUGAAACACAAUAUUGAAUAUGUCAAGAACAAUAUUGUCCACGGCCUGUACAAUUCCACAAAUGCCCUUGUGGCAAAUGUUACAGGUAUUGUUAUAACAACGCUUUUCUCCGCCCAUUAUAGGCAACAUAGAAAUGAUCCAACCGGGUAUCAAAUGUUACUUCAAUUACUGGAAUUGGCCUCCAAUGGUAAUGUUGGCGCUAUCAAGGCACUCAGCAAAAUCGUGGAAGAUAACGGACAAUUUUUCCAAGUUGAUUGGACUGGGAUGAAUGGAGAACAAAUCAAGCCAAUUGAAACUUUAAUAGAAAGUUUCUUGAGAUUUAUCAAAGCCUCCAACGAAAAUUCUAUCAUUAGAAGCGAAUCUCUCAAGUGCAUGAAUUUCAUAAUAGCAUUACAAAAUCAAUUUUUCGUCGUAAAAUUGGAUGAAUUCCUUGCAAUUUUAUUUGGUUUGGCCGAAAAUGAUCAUCAUGACGAUGUACGAAUUCAAAUAUGUGUUUCUUUCACUCAAUUGCUUCAAGUAAGACCUGAUAAGCUGAUUGAUUAUUUAGAUGGUAUAGUAAACUUUUGUUUGCAUAUCAUUGGAACGGUAGAUGAUGAAAAAGUCGCAAUUGAAGCUUGUGAAUUUUUAUUUGAAUUCGUUAAUAAUACACUUGUUCCAAAGCAUAUUUUACAACCAUAUGUUCCUCAACUUGUGCCUGUUUUGUUGGCUAAGAUGGUGUACGAUAAUGACACUAUUAUGGUUCUAGAAUCUCAUAAUGAAGACGAUGCUUACCUAGAAGAUAAGGACGAAGAUAUCAAGCCAAUGGCGCCACGCAUUGUCAAAAGAAAGGAUGUUGCAAAUGCAGAUGCAUCCACUGGUGCCAAUAAUGAAGACGAUGAAGAUGAUGAAGAUGAAGAUGAUGGAGAAAUUGAUUCAGUAUGGACAUUAAGAAAAUGUUCAGCAGCUACAUUAGAUUCAUUGACUACUGCUUUACCUCGGGAUGUAAUAGAGAUUGCAUUUCCAUUUUUGAGGGAGCAUUUAACCUCAGAAAAAUGGUACGUAAGGGAAGCAACUAUCUUGGCUUUAGGUGCUAUGUCAGAGGGUGGUAUGAAAUAUUUUAACGAUCAGUUGCCAGCAUUAAUUCCUUUCCUCGUUGAACAAAUAAAGGAUCCUUGGGCACCUAUUAGAAAGAUAGUUUGUUGGACAUUAUCAAGAUUUUCACCUUGGGUGUUGAAAGAUCAUACCGAAUUUAUGAUUCCUGUCCUGGAACCAGUUGUGAACACAUUAGUCGAUAAGAAGAAGGACGUUCAGGAGGCAGCAAUAAGUAGUACUGCAGUUUUUAUUGAAAACUGUGAUCCUGAGUUAAUCGAAACACUUUUAUACAACGACCUAUUAGCAAGUUUCGACAAAUGUUUCCAAUUGUACAAGAAAAAAAAUUUAAUUAUUCUAUAUGACGCAGUUGGUAGGUUUGCAGAGAAAGUUUUGUUGGACGACAACGGUAUGCAAGUUAUAUUGCCUCAUUUAAUUAAUAAAUGGACGUCGUUACCUGAUAAUGAUAAAGAGUUAUGGCCCUUAUUGGAAUGUUUAUCAUGUGUGGCAUCUUCUUUAGGAGAAAAAUUUCUACCUAUGGCACCAGAUGUCUUUAGUAGAGCCUAUAGGAUAUUAUGUCACUGCGUUGAAUUGGAAAGAAAAGCACACCAAGACCCAACUAUUAUGGUCCCAGAAAAGGACUUUACUAUUACUUCAAUUGAUUUGAUUGAUGGUUUAGUUCAAGGUCUUGAAGCACAAUCACAGGCUCUCCUGUUCCCAAAUAACGAUAAUUCCAUUUUAAGGAUAAUGCUUGAGUGUUUACAGGACCCUGUACAUGAAGUGAGACAAAGUACCUUUGCAUUACUGGGUGAUAUUGUUACAUUUCACAGUCCACAGGUACUAAGUGGAUACUUGCAACAAUUCCUCAAAUUUAUCGGAACUGAAAUAAUACACAAUGAUGAUCCAGACGGCGUUUCAUCGAUGAUAAAUGCAAUUUGGUGCCUAGGUUUAAUCAGUGAAAGAAUUGAUCUAAGCGAAUAUGUCAUCGAUAUGUCACGAAUCCUACUGGACCUUUUCACUACGACAUUACAAGAUGUAGACAUUUCUGUCAUGGAAAAUAUUGCCAUUACAAUCGGCCGUAUGAGCAUAACACAUCCUGAGGUUUUCACAUCAGGGCAAUUUGCAGCAGAUAAUGUAUGGUCUAGGUGGUGUGAUUCUGUAGCCAAUGUAGAGUCUCUGGAAGAAAAGAGUAGUGCAUAUAUGGGAUUCCUCAAGAUACUGAAUUUAAUGGGAGAACAAGCUCAGAUCAGCAGUAAUACCAUGGUUAAGAUAAUUGACGGAUUAUCCAACAAUGUAGAAGCGCAAGCUUUUGCUGAAGAAGUUCUUGACUUUCUCAUGAAGCAUUCCGCACAAAUACAGUCUUUGAAUCUGUCACAAACACAAAUAGCAUUCUUACAGCAAUUUAGUAACUAA